Messenger RNA from Closterium sp. NIES-65, 2199 nucleotides. NCBI's taxonomy places the organism in Eukaryota, Viridiplantae, Streptophyta, Zygnematophyceae, Desmidiales, Closteriaceae. The record is from the annotation of a GenBank genome assembly.
AUGUCGACUAAACUGCAGGUCUCGAAGUCUGGGAAGAAAAACUCUGCCAAAGGUGUCUCGGCACGAUCUCCCAGCAAGGUCAAGCAGACUACGAAGAAAAAGGGAACUGUCGGUCAGCCGAAAUCCAGGUCAUCUAGCGGUGAGGGCCCACCUGGGGGCGAUAUUCGCAAGUCCAACCGCCCUCGAAAGGUGAGAGUGUGGUACGCAGAAGGUGCGGAUGCUACCGAAGAAGACGCUGAACCUGUUACAGCUGCGCGGAACAAACGACAGGGCGACAAUUUGGACGAGGCAGAGGCCAACGGCAAGGCGGGAGACAAGGCCGAGGCUGAGGACGAGGCUGAGGCCGAGGCUGAGGAUGAGGGUGAGGAUGAGGCUGAGCACGAGGCUGAGCACGAGGCUCCACACGAGGCGGAGGAGGAUGCGGAGGAAGAUGAGGAGGAAAAUGCGGAGGAAGAGGCGGAGGAAGAGGCGGAGGAAGAGGCGGAGGAAGAGGAAGAUGGGGAGGCGGAGGAUGAAGAGGGUGGGGAGUCCGGCAAUGAGUUGGAAGAUGAGUCCGGGGACGAGCCGUCGGACGAGGAGGGUGGAGAGUCGGACGAUGAGCAGGGGGAUGAGGAGGAGGCAGUGGAGAGGAAUGAGAAAAACGGUACGGCGGAAAUGCCUGCCUGCGCGGAUGCUCAUAAGCCUGAGGUCACGAAAAAAACAAGCUUUGACGAGAUGCUGGAAGAGCAGGAUGACAGUGAAGGUGAUGCCGUGGAGGAUGAGGCUGUGGCAGAGGAACGAGCUUUGCUGCUUGGGAAGCUGAAGGCACUUGAUGAGAUCCAGGAACCUGUUGUUAGCUCGAAGCUCGCUGGAAAGGGUGCGAAAGCACAGUCGCGUUCAGGACCCUCUAAGGUUCCGGCUAAGCCACCUCCAGGGAGACAUGCUGUCGCCAUGGCUAAGGGUAAGGAGAAAGUGGUGGAGAAAGUGGUGGCGAAAGAGAGUAGCCCUCGUGGAAAGACGAAACGGGAGGAGUCCGCCUUGGUGGUUGGAGGUGCAUCAAAAAAGCGAAACACCGGUGAAGUUGCGGGCAAAACGAAGGCAACUCCAAAGGCAGCAGGCGCUGGGGCAAGAGGGGUAAAGGCUAAAGCGGGCGGUGGGGCUAAAGUGACCGCUAAGAAGGGCAACACCAAAACCGAUGUCCCAUCCCUGUUGUCCCUAUCCUUGCCGUACCCUAUCCUCCCAUCCCUGCAGUCCCAUCCCUACCGUCAGCUCUCGUCCUAUCCCUGCCGUAAACCAAUCAGCCCAUCCCUUCUGUCUACCUUCCUCCCAUCCCUCCCGUCACCCAUCUCCCAUCCCUCCCGUCACCCAACUCCCAUCCCUUCUGUCACGUUCCUCCUAUCCUUUCUGUCACGUUCCUCCCAGCAGCACCCAAGGACUUCGGAGCUGCGCCACCAGUCUAAGGGAGUGAGGCAAUACCUAAACCCUGACUCCCUUCUGCCUGCCUGCCCCUCUUCCCUCAACCCGAAACCCCACUUGCUUCCCUGUCCAGGUCUAAGGGGGUCUAGUGAGGAACUUGCUAGGCGUGUUGCAACACAUCUUUGCUUCAACAUUGAAGCCUCAAUUAUUCAGUUCUACCCAUCUGCGGAGGAGGCCUUAGAUCAUGGGUUUAGCGAGUUUGUGUCCCCGCAGUUCGAGUGGCCAAUCCUUAACAAUGCGCCCGAUGGGAAGUUGAGCGGCAAGUGGGAGUACAAUCGGAUCCAGUACGAGGAGAUGUGCACCCGUGUGAAGCAGGAGGUCGAGAUCGCUGUCAUGGACCAUGGUGUCCCAUACGCCAGCAACACGAACACAUUCAACUUCCCAACGGCGUCUACAUCGACGCGUCUGACAUGGAGACCCUUGUCAGCAGGGUGCAGCUUUGUUGCAUCACUCACCAUCUCUUCCGUCCCCUUCCCCUUCCUCCCAUCUCUUCCGUCCCCUUCCCCUUCCUCCCAUCUCUUCCGUCCCCUUCCUCAUGUCUCUAUUGUCCCCUUCCUUCCGUCCCCCAUGCCUCUUUGCGCAGGCAGCACGACCUGCACCAGCCCGGGUUGUCACCCCCAACCCGUGAUCACAGAGAUCUACAGCAGCACUAGGGGGACAUGUGCGGAGGGGCUUAGUAGUGGCAGUAGCAAUCUGCAGCAGCAGCAGGGGGAUCGGUGCGGAGGGGCUUCGCAGUGGCAGUAG